Molecule: messenger RNA, 816 nt
Organism: Fonsecaea monophora
Lineage: Eukaryota; Fungi; Ascomycota; Eurotiomycetes; Chaetothyriales; Herpotrichiellaceae
Exons: 1
Coding region: 1-816 (271 amino acids)
Source: RefSeq, a predicted model, not a curated record
AUGCUGGCUCUGACAGAGCCCAAUGAAAUCCAUGGUCUUGCAUUGGUAGAGCCAAUGGCAGACUGGACCGGGCUGGACGACGUCGUUGAACAGCUACAGACCGUUGAGACAUUCUCGACCUCACAAAGGAGGCAGAAGCAGAAGCUCACACACCGCUAUGGGGAAGAGAAGGAAUCAGUCAUUGCAGCGGCCAAGGCAAUGAUCAGGUUACGAGCGAGUUUGUUUCAGACACCAUCCGCUUACUUUGAUCCAUUUGCCAGUCCGAUGCUAUUCCUCCGUGCGCCGGGCAAGGACACGCCUCUAGCAAGUACAAUAGCGGAUCAGUCGAUCACUGGCACGAGUCUGGACCAACUCGAUGGCUAUGCAGAUUAUGAAACCGCUGACCCUGCCACUGAUGACUCGCAGGAAUCCAGGCCUGUGAUUGAUAGGGACAGCGGUUUCAGAUUGAUGACCACGACACAGCCUCGCCGUCGAAAAGUCCUCAGACGCUGGCCCGCCGUGGGGAACCCUGAAUCCGUCACCUUGCCGUAUGUGGGGGUCUUCGUGGCACCUCCGAGUGUUCGAGAUGUGCACCAGCCGAACUCCGAAGCAGAUGAUCUUGCCAGGGGUCAUGCAGCGCUGAUGCGGGCGCAGGGACUUGAGUUGGUUGAAUUGAUGCGGCGUGCUUGUUUUCUUGGCCGAGAGAAGAGCUUUGCAGAGGAGCGUGUUCAGAUUCAUGAAGGACCGGAUCAGCUGCAGAAACAGCAGCAGAUGAUGAAGGCGGAAAUGCAACAAAGUGCCAUUGACUGGGUCGCGAGAAUGUUCCUCAGCGACUGA